UCCGCCGCGCGCCCCGCGCUCAGAUCCCGCUGCCACCCACGGUCCCCGGCGGCGCCUCGGGCCUCUUAGCCAUGAGGGUCCUGGGUGGGCGCUGCGGGGCACUGCUGGCGUGCCUCGCCUUGGUGCUUCCCGUCUCGGAGGCCAACUUUUUGUCAAAGCAACGUGCUUCUCAAGUCCUGGUUAGGAAACGCCGUGCAAACUCACUAUUUGAAGAAACCAAAAAGGGCAACCUUGAAAGAGAAUGUAUUGAAGAACUGUGCAACAAAGAAGAAGCCAGGGAGGUCUUUGAAAAUGACCCCGAAACGGAUUAUUUUUAUCCAAAGUACUUAGGUUGUGUCGGUGCUUUCCGAGCGAAAUCCGCCACUACUGCCCUUCAAAAAGCUAAUGUUUAUCCUGAUCUAAGGAGCUGUGUCAAUGCCAUUCCAGACCAGUGCAAUCCUCAGCCAUGCAAUGAAGAUGGAUUUAAAAAAUGCAUAGAUGGCCAAGCUACAUUCACUUGCAUUUGUAAAUCAGGCUGGCAAGGGGAGACAUGUGAAUUUGAUAUAAAUGAAUGCAAAGAUCCCUCAAAUUUCAAUGGAGGUUGCAACCAGAUAUGUGAUAAUACACCUGGAAGUUACCAUUGUUCCUGUAAAAGUGGUUAUGUUUUGCUUUCAAAUAAGAAGAACUGUAGAGAUGUGGAUGAAUGCUCUAUAAAGCCAAGCAUUUGUGGCACAGCUGUGUGCAAGAACCUCCCAGGAGACUUUGAAUGUGAAUGUGCUGAAGGCUACAGAUAUAAUCCCAAAUCAAUGUCUUGUGAAGAUGUGGAUGAAUGCUCAGAGAACAUAUGUGCUCAACUCUGUGUGAAUCACCCUGGAGGUUACUCUUGUUAUUGUGAUGGGAAGAAAGGAUUCAAACUUGCCCAAGAUCAGAAGAGUUGUGAGGCUGUUCCAGUGUGCCUUCCCUUGAACUUGGACAAAAAUUAUGAAUUACUUUACUUGGCUGAGCAAUUUGUAGGGGUUGUUUUAUAUUUAAAAUUUCGUUUGCCAGAAAUCACCAGAUUUUCAGCCGAAUUUGAUUUUCGGACAUACGAUUCAGAAGGAGUUAUCCUAUACACAGAGUCUCUGGAUCACUCGGCUUGGUUCCUGAUUGCUCUUCGUGAUGGAAAGAUUGAGAUUCAAUUUAAGAAUGAGUAUACAACCAAAAUCACAACUGGAGGCAAAAUUAUUAAUACUGGUCUGUGGAAUAUUGUUUCUGUGGAAGAAUUAGAACACAGUAUUAGUGUUAAGAUAGCUAAGGAAGCUGUGAUGAAUAUAAAUAAACCUGCAAAUCUUUUUAAGCCUACAAAUGGAUUUCUGGAAACCAAAGUAUACUUUGCAGGAUUACCUCGGAAAAUGGAGAAUGCACUCAUUAAACCGAUUAACCCUCGUCUAGAUGGAUGUAUACGAGGCUGGAAUUUGAUGAAUCAAGGAGCUUCAGGAGUAAAGGAAAUUAUUCAAGAAAAACAGAAUAAACAUUGUUUUGUCAAUGUGGAGAAGGGUUCCUACUAUCCUGGUUCUGGAGUGGCUCAAUUUAGCAUAGAUUAUAAUAACAUUUCAGACUCUGAAACUUGGCAGGUAAAUGUGACCAUGAAUAUUCGCCCAUCUGCGGGUACUGGUGUUUUGUUUGCCUUGGUUUCUGGUGACACAGUGCCUUUCGCCUUGUCCUUGGUGGAUUCGACCUCUGAAAAACUUCAGGAUAUUCUGGUAUCUGUUAAAAAUGUGGUAGUAGCUCGAGUACAAGCCGUAAGUCUGUGUUCCAGCCAACAAACUCAUUUGGAAUUCAGAGUCAACAGAAACAAUCUGGAGUUGUGGACUCCAUUUGAAAAAGAUAUUAUCUAUUCAGAAGACCUUCAAAAAGAGCUUGCUAUCCUGGACAGAGCAAUGAAAGAAACAGUGACGACUUACCUGGGAGGCAUUCCCGAUGUUCCAUUCAGUGCUAUCCCAGUGAAUGCCUUCUAUAAUGGCUGUAUGGAAGUAAACAUCAAUGGUAUUCAGUUGGAUCUGGAUGAAGCCGAUGCUAAACAUAAUGAUAUUAGAGCUCACUCAUGUCCAUCACUUUGGAAAGACACACAGAAUCAUUAAGGCAUCCUUUUCAGCUGAUAAUAUCUUUUUUCCUGUGUGUAAUUAUGCUUAUGUUUCAAUAAUAGAUGGAGGGUUUUACCUACCAUGUGUACACCUUGAUUAUUUUGUGAUGCUUUGACCUUCCUGGAAUUUUAAAAAGGUUCUUUAAGAAAACAAAAUUCUCUUGUGAUAUAAAACACAUUAAAAAAUCUUAUCUGUUUCUGUCUAGAAAUUAAAUAAUGAAACCUACAAAGCAUUUUAAUUUGAAUUCUUCUGCUACAAAUGACAUUUCUUCAUUUUGUAAAAGUAAAGUGUAAUUUUUAUUAUCAUAAACUAGUGUUUGAAUAUCUAUUUUUCUGGGAAGGUAAGGAAGUAAACCCAAACAAAAAUGCUAUGACUAAAUACUAUUUAUCAUAGUAGAUAUGACUUUAUUUGAUUUUUUUUUUUUUCCCGAAAGAAAGCAGACGACACAGUGGCUUAUUAUUAUGAAUUGAGCGGAAGGCCUUAAAACUUUGUUCUAAAACAGUUUCUCAGGAGAUCAGCUUUAACCUCAUUUUUCUUCUACCUGACUUCACAUCUAACCGGUAGUUUUAAUGAAUUAGAAAACAAGUGGAACAAAUUUUCAUGAGUCUUGCUGAAUCUUGAAUCUUGCUGGUUAGCAUGUGGGUUCAAUGAGGAUGAGGUAGUGGAUUACAUCAGAGUGGGUGUGGAAACCUAAAUAGUUUAAAUUUGGCUGUGUUGGUCACACAAUCUCUAGAUUAGAAAAGGUAGAAUUUAAUGAUCUAAAGAAAAAUUAGUAAUGUGGAAGUCCAUAGUUUUUUGACCUCAACUUUAACUGUCAGAGUUGCCAGAAUGUAAUUAUUGAAAGACAAAAUGAUCUUUGAAACUAGAGCAGUGUGUAAUCCAAGGAUAUCUACAAAAGGACACAUUUAACACUGUCUUUAUAAGAAAGAAUGAAGUAAUAUUGCCACAUACUUGUUGGCAGUGCAUUUUGAGUGGGAGUUUUAUCACUCCCAAACCUAUAAUUCACAUUAGAAAUGCAUCAUGUUUCAUUCACAG
Talpa occidentalis (Iberian mole) is the source of this 3137-nucleotide messenger RNA. It is a transcript of the gene PROS1, whose product is annotated as protein S. Lineage: Eukaryota; Metazoa; Chordata; Mammalia; Eulipotyphla; Talpidae. The transcript has 15 exons. Gene Ontology annotation, molecular function: calcium ion binding. The record is from RefSeq and is a predicted model, not a curated record. Bases 72 to 2099 code for a protein of 675 amino acids. Gene Ontology annotation, cellular component: extracellular region.